AUGUUCCAAAAACAUCGAAGGAGGCUGAUCCUUGGUGAACCGAUACCAGUACCUAUGAGCCUUCGAGGUUCGACAACCCGUACCAUUCAUGUUUCUAUGCCUCCCAUGCACAGUGGACAAAAUUAUGUUCCUGGCCAUCUGUUCACUGCCUCAACGGACUUUGCAACUACUCAGAACUACCGUACUUCUAUUGCGUCGUCGAUAUCGUCCAGUCUUUACAGUUACAAUACUGCCGCUCGUAGUUGCCAGACUGGUACUGGUGCUAGUGUGGUCAGGGUUGCCUCGAGAUUAAAGUAUACCCAAUCUCGGCCCCAUUUACUCGAUCCGGCUGAGACCUACAUUUCAAGUCAUGGUCGCGACAGAGCUGCGGAAGAGUAUACCAAGACCCGUUCCAGACCACCCUCUGAUGCUGCUAGUGCUGGUCAGAUUCUACCUGAUCAGGAUGAUUACGCAAAUAGCUUAGAGCACCAUCAAGAUCCACCUACCCGUGGGGGUCUCCCAAUCAGACCUCUCAUGAAGAUCAUCACUUCACAACCGAGGCAGCCCCCUGUGGCACUGAUGUCUCCACCAAUAUCAACCGAAUCUGGGGCUUACAGGUCCGAUGCCAUCGGAGCGUCCGGCUCUCGUGACAAGGUGGAUGUCACCAAGAGACGGUCUCGACAUUCCCGUCGCAGCACACUGCCAUCUAACCUCAGCCUCUUGUUGCCUUUGGAGAGUGCAACAGCUUCAGUUGUCCACUUCCAUUGUAACAGUAUAGAUGCUUCUGUGCCAUCUGAUGAAAAGUCUUGGGGCUCAGAGGAUCAACAUGAUCGGUGGUUGGCGUUUGGGCAGAGCAGUUUGUCACCUACCAGGCGAAGGACCUUUGAUGAUCAAUCUAUUCAAUCAUUUAUUCCGCAGACAUCCCCUACUGAACAAUCGGUCACCAAUAUCCCACGUUCUUCAAAGCUGCUCACUCCGAGCCCCUUUGGAGAGCAGUCUUUCAACAUUCGUAGUCUUGCUGCAUCCCAGCGAUCUAUUCGUAGACUUCCAUCACUGAAGGUGCAAGAGUAG
Suillus subalutaceus is the source of this 1050-nucleotide messenger RNA. RefSeq lists its product as uncharacterized. The transcript has a single exon. The coding region runs from base 1 to 1050 and encodes 349 amino acids. NCBI's taxonomy places the organism in Eukaryota, Fungi, Basidiomycota, Agaricomycetes, Boletales, Suillaceae. The record is from RefSeq and is a predicted model, not a curated record.